Molecule: messenger RNA, 2196 nt
Organism: Pleuronectes platessa (European plaice)
Lineage: Eukaryota; Metazoa; Chordata; Actinopteri; Pleuronectiformes; Pleuronectidae
Gene: kcnq3
Product: potassium voltage-gated channel, KQT-like subfamily, member 3
Exons: 15
Coding region: 1-2196 (731 amino acids)
Biological process (GO): transmembrane transport; potassium ion transport
Cellular component (GO): membrane
Molecular function (GO): voltage-gated potassium channel activity
Source: RefSeq, a predicted model, not a curated record
AUGGAUAGGUUCUUAAUCGUCCUGGGAUGUUUGAUUCUGGCCAUUCUGACAACUUUCAAGGAACAUGAGAAGGCGUCUGCACACUGGCUGGUUAUUCUGGAAACCUUUGCCAUCUUACUCUUCGGAGCGGAGUUUGCACUGAGGGUCUGGGCGGCAGGAUGCUGCUGCCGCUACAAAGGAUGGAGGGGACGGCUGAAGUUCGCCCGCAAGCCGCUGUGCAUCUUAGACAUCUUCGUGCUGAUUGCCUCGGUGCCGGUGGUGGCCGUGAGGAACCAGGGCAACGUGUUGGCCACGUCCCUGCGCAGCCUGCGCUUCCUGCAGAUCCUCAGGAUGCUGCGCAUGGACCGGAGGGGGGGGACCUGGAAACUGCUGGGCUCUGCCAUCUACGCCCACAGUAAGGAACUGAUCACAGCCUGGUACAUCGGCUUCCUGUCUCUGAUCCUGGCGUCUUUCCUGGUCUACCUGGUGGAGAAGGACGACGUCUCCAUGGACAUGUCCAAUCAGGACAACCCCACCGCUCAGCCCAAGCAGCAGGACUUCGACACCUAUGCGGACGCUCUGUGGUGGGGGCUGAUCACUCUGACCACCAUCGGAUACGGAGACAAAACCCCGAAGACGUGGGCUGGGAGACUGUUGGCCGGGACCUUCGCCCUGAUCGGCGUGUCCUUCUUCGCUCUGCCUGCAGGGAUUCUGGGAUCAGGUCUGGCUCUGAAGGUCCAGGAGCAGCACAGACAGAAGCACUUUGAGAAGCGCAGGCAUCCGGCCGCCGGGCUCAUCCAGUCUGCCUGGAGAUAUUAUUCCACCAAUCCGGUCAGAGACGACCUCAUCGCCACCUGGAGAUUCUACGAAACAAUCAUUUCUCUUCCCUGUUUCAGGAAGGAUCACCUGGAGGCCAUAGCGAGCCAAAAGAUGAGUUUACUGGAGCGCGUUCGACUUCCCAAUGCCAGACCAUCAUCGGGGGGGCCGGGCAGGAGGCUCACAGGUCACAGCGACUCCAUCGAGGAGAGCCCGUCCAAGGAGCCCAAACCCGCCGGCUUCAGUAACCGGGAACGCUUCCGCACCGCCUUCCGCAUGAAGGCCUACACACUGCGUCAGGGCUCUGAAGACUCCGGAGGUCUGGCAGAUCCGGCCUUAGAGGAGCGGGGCUUCCCUCCGGACAUCCUCCUGGAGGAGAUGAUCCCCACGCUGAAGCUGGUCAUCAGGGCUCUAAGGAUCAUGCAGUUCCUCCUGAACAAGAAGCGGUUUAAGGAAACUCUGAGGCCUUAUGAUGUCAAAGACGUGAUCGAGCAGUAUUCUGCCGGGCACCUGGACAUGCUCUGCAGGAUCAAAUACCUCCAGACCAGGAUCGACAUGAUUCUGGCUCCUGGACCCCCCCUCACCCCGAAACACAAGAAAACUCAGAAAACGCCCUUUGCCUAUCCGCCGAAUCAGUCGCCCAGGAACGAGUCCUUCAUCACCAAAGCUGCCUCCAUGCCGGACGCCGACGACCAGAGCAUGAUGGGUAGAUUUGUCCGAGUGGAACGACAGGUGGAGGACAUGGAGAAGAAGUUGGACUUCCUGGUGGACAUGCACAUCCAGCACACUGAGCACCUGCAGGUGGACUCUGCCGGCGCCGCCCACAUGACCCUGGAGACCUGCGACCCCACAGGGACCGGUCCGAUCAGACGGGUGUUCUUCAACUACGAGCAGGCGUUUCCACACAUGUCGUACAAGGGGAAUCCGUACUGUGGCCGGGGUGGAAGAGGAGGCGGAGAGGGGAGGGGGUCAGCAGGAGGAGUCUGUGUACUUCCAGAUCAUCAACCCCCGACGUCCCACCUCUACCAGCGCAACCCCCCAGCUGCCAUCCCCACCUACGCUGAGCGUCCCACGGUGUUGCCCAUCAGCUCCCUGCAGGACUUGUCCGUGGGGCUGGGCAGGACCACAGGGGGGCGGGGGGGGGACUCCCCUCUCUCGAUGCUGUCGGUGAACCACGAGGAGCUGGAGCGCUCGCCCAGCGGGUUCAGCAUCUCUGGGGAGCGAGAGGGGGAGGACGGAGAGGAUCUGUCCACGGGGGGAAGGACGAGACCCAGGCCCAGCUACCUGGCGGAGGGGGAAACUGACUCUGAAACGGACCCCUUCACUCCCAGCGGGGGGGCCCUGCCCCUCUCCUCCACGGGGGAGGGGUUUGGUGACGCUGUGUGGAACACGCCACCCUGA